Messenger RNA from Pipistrellus nathusii (Nathusius's pipistrelle), 1551 nucleotides. The record is from the annotation of a GenBank genome assembly. NCBI's taxonomy places the organism in Eukaryota, Metazoa, Chordata, Mammalia, Chiroptera, Vespertilionidae.
AUGAAGCUGCGAGUGCGGCUUCAGAAGCGGACCUGGCCCCUGGAGAUGCCGGAAGAGGAGCCGACGUUGGGGCAGCUGCGUGCGCACCUGAGCCAGGCCCUGCUGCCCACCUGGGGGUACAGUUCUGAUAUCCGGUUUGCAAUUACAUUGAACAACAAGGAUGCCCUCACUGGAGAUGAAGAGACCUUGGCUUCAUAUGGGAUUGUUUCUGGGGACUUGAUAUGUUUGGUUCUUGAAGAUGCCAUUCCAGCACCUAACUUGCCUUCAUCCACAGUUUCAGAGCAUUCCUCACUCCAGAAUAAAGACCAACCCUCUUUGGCCACCCCCUCCAGUCAGUCCAGCACACAGGAUGAACAAGGAGAGGCAGCCCAAUUCGAUGUCUGGAAUGAAGACAGUAUGCCAGGGCCUAGUCAAAAUGUUGAAGCUGAGUCAAUUGAAGAUAUUGUGGAUAUGGACACAGGUUUCUACCCCUCAGAACCAAUGCUCUGCAGUGAAUCAGAGGACGGGCAAGUGCCCCAUUCAUUAGAGACCCUGUAUCAGUCAGCUGACUGUUCUAGUCCCAGUGAUGCCUUGAUAGUAUGCAUUCAUCUUCUCAUGCUGGAGUCGGGUUACAUACCUCAGGGGACUGAAACCAAAGCUAUUUCCAUGCCAGAGAACUGGAAGUCGGGAGGCGUGUAUAAGCUGCAGUACAUGCAUCCUCUCUGCGAGGGCGGCUCUGCUGCUCUCACCUGUGUGCCUUUGGGAAACCUGGUCGUCAUAAAUGCUACACUAAAAAUCAACAGUGAGAUUAGAAGUGUGAAAAGAUUGCAGCUGCUGCCAGAAUCUUUUAUUUGCAAAGAGGAACUAGGAGAAAAUGUAGCCAACAUCUACAAAGAUCUUCAGAAACUCUCUCGCCUCUUCAAAGACCAGCUGGUGUAUCCUCUUCUGGCUUUUACCCGACAAGCACUGAACCUGCCAGAUGUAUUUGGACUGGUAGUCCUUCCAUUGGAGUUGAAACUACGGAUCUUCCGGCUUCUGGACGUUUGUUCUGUCCUAGCUUUGUCUGCAGUUUGUCGUGACCUCUUUAUUACAUCAAAUGACCAACUUUUGUGGAGGUGUUUAUAUCUGCGGGACUUUCGAGAUGGUACAGUUAGAGCUCCAGACACAGAUUGGAAAGAAUUGUACAAGAAGAAGCACAAAGAAAGAAAAGAAGCUCAGAAGGUUCGGCAUUUGAUGUUCCUGCCACCGUCGUCACCCCACCCCAACCCCUUCUAUCCCAACCCCUUCCACCCCGGGCCUUUCCCUCCCAGCUCACUCCUUCCUCCAGGGAUUAUCGGUGGUGAAUAUGAUGAAAGACUAACACUUCCCUAUGUUGGGAACCCAAUCAAUUCACUCAUCCCUGGGCCUGCGGCGGCCCCCGGCCCGUUCCCUCCACUCAGACCACGUUUUGAUCCAAUCGGCCCACUUCCAGGACCUAACCCCAUCCUGCCAGGGCGAGGUGGCCCCAAUGACAGGUUUCCCUUCAGACCCAGCAGGGGUCGGCCAACUGAUAGCCGGCUACCAUUCAUGUGA